This is a messenger RNA of Oncorhynchus kisutch (coho salmon), 2394 nucleotides long. RefSeq names its product atrial natriuretic peptide receptor 3-like. The transcript has 8 exons. Gene Ontology annotation, molecular function: natriuretic peptide receptor activity; peptide hormone binding. The record is from RefSeq and is a predicted model, not a curated record. NCBI's taxonomy places the organism in Eukaryota, Metazoa, Chordata, Actinopteri, Salmoniformes, Salmonidae. Gene Ontology annotation, biological process: signal transduction. Gene Ontology annotation, cellular component: membrane. The coding region runs from base 308 to 1825 and encodes 505 amino acids.
AAGAGGAAUGACCAGAGAAACAGGAGAAUUAGUUAGCAAAACAGAGGGGAUACUUCCAUCAGUUGAGGAGGUUGCAGGAGACUCUCUGUGCAGGAGCAUACACUUCAUACAUUUAGAAUUUUUAUUUCAUUCAUUCAAAGAAAAAGGUUACUUAAUUUAGAUAAUUUAUUUUGGAAGACUCCACAUUGGUAUUUGCAAUUUACCUGUGUACUCGGAAGUCUGCGGUUCCAGGGACGCAGUUGACUUGGAGAGCGAGAUAAACAUUUAUUCAUGAUUAUAGACAAAGCAUAACUUUUAAAGUUGCAUCAUGCCAUGUUACAUUUCAGUGUGUUUGUACAUUUGGCUGGGGUUGUUACCUGGCCGGACAAGUGCAACAGUGAUUGAGGACAUCGAAGUAUUGGUGAUGUUGCCAAAAAAUAACUCUUAUAUGUUCUCAAUAGCAAGAGUGGCCCCGGCAAUAGAGUAUGCAAAGCAGAGGUUGAAAAUCGGAGGUGGUGUGUAUUCCGGAUUUAACUUUAAUUUGCGCUAUGAGGAUUCUAACUGUGGCAAUGAUGCGCUCUUCUCCCUGGUGGACCGUUCCUGCGAGAAGAAACCGGACUUGGUGCUCGGUCCGGUGUGUGAAUACGCCGCGGCGCCGGUUGUAAGGAUGGCAUCUCACUGGAACAUCCCGGUAAUAUCGACAGGUGCUCUGGCCAGCGGUUUUAGUGACAAGGAGAAAGAAUACUCUCACCUGACCCGAAUCUCCCCGUCUUACCUGAAAAUGGCAGAAACAUUCUCGGCGAUGUUCCGUCACUUCAACUGGAAAGACGCGCUGCUGAUCUUCGAUGACGACAAAGAGGAGAGAAAUUGUUACUUCACUCUGGAAGGGGUGCACCUCAAACUCAUGGAGGAAUAUCAGACCGUACACAUAGCGAUCAACACUAAAGAAGAGGGCCUGAACGCAGAUGACAUCAUCAACUACAUCUACGAGAGUGAAGUUGUUAUCAUGUGUGCGGGAGCAGACAUUGUCCGAGACAUCAUGCUAGCGGUUCACAGAAGGAGGCUCACCAACGGCAGCUACAUCUUCUUCAACAUCGAACUCUUCAACUCCUCGUCCUACGGCAACGGCUCGUGGAAGCGAGGGGAUAGGUACGACAGUGAGGCGCGACAGGCGUACUCUGCCCUCAACACGGUCACGCUGCUCCGGACGGUCAAACCAGAGUUUGACAACUUCUCCCUGGAGGUCAAGAGAUCAAUUCAGAAAGCUGGACUACCGGACUGUGACGACUGUGACAAUAUCAACAUGUUUGUGGAAGGGUUCCAUGAUGCAUUGCUGCUGUACGCCCUGGCGUUGCACGAAGCCAUCAGGAACGGCCUCACCAAGAAGGACGGAGCAGAGAUCACCUAUCGUAUGUGGAACAGAACAUUUGAAGGCAUCGCAGGCCAGGUGUCUAUGGACUUCAACGGGGACAGAUACGGAGACUUCUCUGUGAUGAGCAUGACAAACACAGAGGCAGGCACCUAUGAGACAGUGUGUAACUACUUUGGUGUGAACGAGAGUUUCCAGAUGCUUCCGGUGUUCAACCCUGAACUCUUCACACUGAAAGGACGGCACAGAGUGCACCACACAGACCUGCCAGACAAAUCAUGUGGACUAGGAGUAUCUGCUGUUACUGGGAUCAUAGUGGGAGCUCUGCUGGGGACUGCACUGCUCAUAGCCUUCUACUUCAUCAGGAAGAACUACACCAUAACCAUUGAGAGACGCUCCGCCAGGGAGGAACAUGACAUCGGGAAACAUCGUCAGUUACGAGAAGAUUCUGUCAGAUCUACCUUCUCGGCGGCGUAGAGCAUCACUGAGUUCGUCUGUGGCUCCUGACGUUUCCGUUCCAGCGAAGCAUCAUGGGAAUGUGACCAAAGACUCGACUGCUGUCAGAGUACUCAUGCUAUUUAAAGAAAGACAUCAUGUCAUUGUUUUGUGUUUUUAAUUUUUUGGUGUUUUAACGUUUUGGAAUUUCAUUUUUCUCAGGAAAGUUAGCCGUCACAAAGCACCACUUGCAUCUCGUCUCUGUAGAAGGAUAUAGGUGUGUAUUCUCCCCUUAAGAGGGCCAGCACGGAAACAUUUAUAGUCUGUGCAAAUUGCUUUUAGUAAUUAUCAAGACCAUAGUAGUAUAACACUGCGUAGUUGUUAAUGUACAGGACCGUGGGUGUGAAUGUAUUCAGAUAAUGGACGCUCUUGUGUCAUGAGACUUUGAAAAGGUUUUGGCCUGUUUGUCAGAAAAAAACAUUUGCUCUCCACCCUGCUGUGUUUUAGUCAAACCUGAGAGGACUGGUUUUGGUCAGAUCAGAGGUAACUAGAAUAACAGUGAAGACAUCAAAACUAUGAAAUAACACAUAUGGAAUCAUGAAGUAAACAAA